AUGAUUGGAACCGGCUUCUUCCCCCGACAGUUAGUCGCAGGCGGAGGGGCGUUAUCGAACUUGCCUGCGGUACUGCGCAAUAUACGCAAUACCAGCAAUAGGCUGGUUGCCAACCCACUGAUUGUGACGGAUCCUUUCUUGAAGUCUACAG
Messenger RNA from Sphaeroforma arctica JP610, 151 nucleotides. RefSeq lists its product as hypothetical. Lineage: Eukaryota; Ichthyosporea; Ichthyophonida. The annotation marks the transcript as partial. The record is from RefSeq and is a predicted model, not a curated record. The transcript has a single exon.